CACCCUCAAUGGCUCCUGUACUGAAGACUAUAUUAUGUGCUCUUACCUUGCAAGAACUCAUCUUUAGCACUAAUCCAGGUAUACUGGCACAGAUUAGCUCUUCUACAGGUCAUGUAACAACCACUACUCCAACUACUCAUGCAGAUCAUGUUCGUGUCACCACCCAUGGGACAGUUUUCAGGCUGCAGCUUGUAAAUGGUUGGCAUCGAUGUGCUGGAAGAGUUGAGAUUGAUUAUUAUGGAUCCUGGGGAACAGUCUGUCAUGACUUUUGGGAUAUAAAUGAUGCUCAAGUAGUCUGCAGACAGCUCGAAUGUGGAUAUGCCCUUAGUGCUCCAGGAUAUGCUUAUUUUGGAGCAGGAUAUGGGAGCAUACUUCUGGAUGAUGUUAAUUGCACUGGGAGUGAAUCCAACUUGUGGAACUGCCCACACCGAGGAUGGUAUUCACAUGACUGCAAUCACUAUCAGGAUGCUGGUGUAAUAUGCUCAGGUAACUUAAUCCCUACUAAAAUGAAUCUUCAUCUAGUUAGUGGGGCAGAUCGGUGUUCAGGUCGAGUUGAAAUCAAUUACCAUGGAUCCUGGGGAACAGUUUGUGAUGAUUCGUGGGAUAUUACUGAUGCCACUGUGGUCUGCAGACAGCUUGGAUGUGGUCAUGCAAUAUCUGCCUUGUCAAGUGCUUAUUUUGGUCAAGGAAGGGGACCCAUACAUCUGGAUGAUGUGAAAUGCAUAGGGAAUGAAGAUUACCUGUGGAACUGUCCACAUCAGGGACUAGGUGUCCAUGACUGUGGUCACCAUGAAGAUGCCAGUGUAAUAUGCUCAGGUUUAAGUCUCCAGCUGCUGAAUGGGGCAGAUGUGUGCUCAGGUAGAGUGGAGAUUAAUCAUCUUGGAACAUGGGGAACUGUUUGUGAUGAUUCCUGGAACAUAAAUGAUGCAAAUGUAGUCUGCAGGCAGCUUGAAUGUGGCCAUGCAAUAUCUGCCUUAUCAAAUGCCUAUUUUGGCCAAGGAACAGGACCCAUAUAUCUGGAUGAUGUGCAGUGCACAGGGUGGGAAGAUUAUUUGUGGAACUGUCCGCAUCGAGGAUGGGGUAGCCAUAACUGUGGUCACCAUGAAGAUGCAGGUGUGAUAUGUUCAGGUCUAAGUCUUCGACUAAUUAAUGGCUCAAAUCAAUGUUCAGGCAGAGUCGAGGUCAAUUACAGUGGAACAUGGGGAACUGUUUGCAAUGAUUCAUGGGAUUUGAAAGAUGCAGAUGUUGUCUGCAGGCAGCUAGGAUGUGGUUAUGCAGUAUCUGCCCUAUCAAAUGCUUAUUUUGGAGAGGGAACCAGACCUAUACAUCUUGAUGAUGUGAGGUGCAAUGGAAAUGAAAAUUAUUUGUGGAGUUGUCUGCAUCAAGGAUGGGACAUCCACAAUUGUAUUCCCCGUGAAGAUGCUGGUGUGAUAUGUUUAACUUCUGUGAUGGCAACAACACGCCCUCCAGCUCACAUCAAUGCAACAACACAUCCUGCAGCUCCCAUCAAUGCAACAACACAUCCUGCAGUAUCACAUUGGACAACUCAUGUAUCAAAUGGAUCAAACACAACAGGAUCCUGUAGGAACCGUUGUAAUGGAAGUGGUGUUUCUGGUUGUUUCUGUGAUACUGCAUGCAUCCAAUUCCGCGACUGCUGUCCAGAUUUCUGUUACUACUGUGAACAUGUUAAUUAUGCUGGUUGCAACAAUUUGACGACAACGACAACGACAACAAGGACCUGGGAAACAUCUAACUUUCCAUUCUACUGUGGAGAAAAUCUGUUCAGUCCAAGUGGAUCAUUCAGUAGUCCUUACUAUCCUUCAUAUUAUCCAAAUAACGCAAGGUGUUACUGGUACAUUACUGUACAUCCAUCUUACCGUAUAAAUCUCUACUUUAAUGAUAUAAGCUUAGAAACUACUACAGACUGUAGCUUUGACUACAUUGAAAUAUAUGAUGGCUCAGUGAGUGAAACAUUACUUGCAAGAAUUUGUAGCAAUUCCAGUUUAUACAGAACAUUCACAUCGUGUACAAAUUCCAUGGCUGUACAUUUUUCAUCAGAUUACAGUGUUACAUAUCGAGGAUUUUCAGCAAUCUACUACUCUACUUAUGAAGGAACCAACUCUACGGGUAAUUGUACCACUGUACCUACAACAAGACGACCAUCAACAACCACAAGAUGGCCAACUACAUAUAGAACAGCUGCACCAUCUAACUGUGGAGGAUACCUUUCAAAUCCAAGUGGAUCAUUCAGCAGUCCAUUUUAUCCAGGAAACUACCCUAAUAAUGCCAGGUGUACUUGGCAAAUACUUGUGCAUGAGGGCUAUCGUGUAUUGUUGAUCAUAGAAGAUUUUCAGUUAGAAUAUCACUCUUCCUGUGCUUUUGACUAUCUGGCAAUAUACGACAGUUACAACAAUUCACUGCUUGGAAAAAUUUGUGGCUAUAGCAAUUCAAGCUACACAUUCAUGUCAUCCUCAAAUAGAAUGAGGGUACAGUUUUACACAGAUGGCAGUGUUAUUGCUCGUGGAUUUUAUGCAACAUAUUACUCUGUCCGAAAGAACCAAACUGAAUCAACUGCUCUGUCAUGUUCAUCAGACUAUAUGAAAAUAACUAUCAGGAAAGACUUCAUCUAUUAUCUGGGUUAUACAGUGAAUGAUGUUGUUUUAAAGGAUCCUUACUGCAGACCACAGGAAACAAGCACUGAUGUUAUCUUCAAUGUACCACUUAACAGCUGUGGCACACAAAUACAGGAAAAUGAUGGCAAUAUUGUCUACUCAAACACGGUAACAGCUUCACGUUCUGGCUAUCUAAUCACUCGACAAAAGACAUUUCAACUACAAGUGGCAUGCAAAAUGCAGCAGAAUACAAUUGUGGAAAUAAUGUAUGUAGCUAAUGACACGGGAGUGAAGCUACAUGACACAGAACAAGGACGAUACAACAUAAAUAUGUCAUUUUAUGAUUCCCCAUCAUUCUACUCACCAGUACUACAGUCUCCUUAUUUUGUUGACCUGAACCAGGACUUGUUCGUUCAAGCAACUCUGCAGAGUUCAGACUGGAAUCUAGAACUGUUUGUAGAUACAUGUGUGGCAUCCCCCUUGAGGUCUGACUUUGUCACCAAGCCAUAUGAUUUGUUAAGAAAUGGGUGUGUGAGAGACAGUACUUACAUGCCCUUGUAUUCAUCAUACCAUAAGGUAGUUCGAUUUAAAUUCCGUUCAUUCAGGUUCUUGUACUCCCACGAUGAAGUAUACAUUCAAUGCAAACUAGUUGUCUGCCAAGCUUAUGACAACUCAUCUCGCUGUUCGCAAGGCUGCAUCUAUAGACACAAGAGAGAGAUAAGUAAUUUAGAGCACAAAGUAGAAGUGGUGCUGGGACCAAUUCAGUCAAAAACAGAAACAAAAAGAGCUGUAUUCCAAGAUCCUGCUCAACACGAAACUUCUCAAGUAAAUACACCUGUCAUCCUCACCUUGUCAGCAAUGGUUGUCAUAAUUGUUGCCCUAGGAGCGUAUGUUUUCAAGAUAAGAAGACAGCAAGGAUAUGUCUACCAAAGACUGAUCAAUACGUCUUUUUACAUCAUUAGUAAAUAUGGAAAGGCAGGGUGCUACAGUUAUAUGUUACAAGAUAUACUAGAGCAAAAGAAGCCAGCCAUUUGGAAGGUCUUUAUAGCAUUAAAAACCUUGGAUGGUGCAGUACAAAGAGAGCUGUAUGAGAAAGAGGAAGAAGGCAUUCUGUUUGAAAGUUUGGAGACUGAGAUAAGGUCUUACUUUGAUGUGGAUGGUAAUUACAAUCAUGACAAAUUUAUAUAUCACAAAUCCAGAUACCUACCUCCCAUGCAUCCCAUUGUACACCAGUUUCAGAGCAGCAUUCUCAAAGAUCUGCACUUUUCUAGCUCUGACACUCAUUUCAAACCUAAUAACCUGUCAUUAAGCGAGAGACAGGCAAUUUUCGAAUUACAGAACAACAGGGACAUAGUCAUCAUUUCUGCUGACAAAGGUGGCACAGUAGUAGUCAUGAACUGGUCAGACUAUGAUAAGGAGGCCAAGAGACAACUUUCGGACAGACACUAUUAUGCUGAAAUGUCAAUCAACCCCACUUUUAGAUUUAAGAAACAGAUUGAUGACUUUUUGUCCAUUGCUAGGGAUGAAGGUAUCAUUACAGCCAAUGUGUUGCAGCAGCUCACAAUUCAGGACUCUGCUAAUCAAUAUAUCUAUUUUUUACCCAAGAUACACAAGGAUCCAGUUAAUCCACCAGGUAGUCCUAUUGUGUCAAGUAGAGGAUACAUCACGGAACCACUGUCCAUAUUUCUGACCAAAUAUCUGAAGCCUUUAUUGUCACAGGUUCGUUCCCGUUUACAGGACACUACUGAAUUUCUACAAAUCAUUUCUGACACACAGUUGGAACCAGAAUAUGAGAAUGUUUUAAUACAUGAAUUAACUGAUGAUGGUGAUAGGGUAAUGAAACCUGAUAAAGGGGGAGGGGUGGUGGUGAUGAAUUCAGUGGAUUAUCAAUAUCAAAUUAAUGCAUUACUUUUCACUGAGAAAUAUAGUGAAGUUUCACAAAAUGAAAUCAAUGUCGCAUUCCAUAAGAUUGAUUUGUUAUUAGAAGACAUGUUGCUACAGGGUGAAAUUACUAAGAAUGAUUAUGAUUUUAUGGUAAAUGAAAAACCUGCAUUAGCAAGUAUAUUCGGUAUUCCGAAAAUACAUAAAGGUCUUGAUAACCCUUCCUUUAGACCAAUAGUUGAUGGUUGUACGUCAAAAACAUACUAUAUUGCUCAGUGGAUAGACAGUCAUGUCAAGAAGGGUAUUUCUAAUAACAUUAAUAUUCUAAAGGAUUCAUGGCAAUUUUUAGAGAGGUGCAAUGCUAUCCCAUAUUGCAAUACUGGAAUUUUUGUGACUAUGGAAGUUCACAACCUUUUUUCUGUAAUACCACAUGAUGCAGGUUUAUCAUGGUUUGAAGAACAACUUUUUUCUACAGCACCAGAUUAUUCUUGUGGAGGGUACUUUCAGAAUCCAAAUGGAACACUUUAUAGUCCAAAUUAUCCAUGGAACUAUCCAAACAAUGCAUGGUGCUACUGGCAGAUUGAAGUAGAAAGAAGCCAACGCAUUCAGUUGGAAUUUUUUAACUUCAACGUGGAAUGGAGCAGUGGCUGCUACAAUGAUUACGUUGAGAUACAUGAUACACAUGGGAACAGAAUAGAUACAAUCUGUGGCUAUGGAUUAACGAAUGUAUACAGAUCAUCUUCAAAUGUCAUGAUGGUUUAUUUUUACUCAAAUAGCUAUACAACAUAUUCUGGAUUUCAAGCAAAUUAUUACUCUAUUCCUGUGCAUCAGAAUGACUCAGAAAACGAUGCUUCCUUGCUUGCAAAGCUCUGUGGCAGAAUCAACUUAAAUGAAAUAUAUGUAUCAUCUUCAAACACCAUGACCCUAUACUUCUCGAAAAACAGCUACAAUUCAUAUGGUUUCCGUGCUGUAUACUAUUCCACUCUUCAAAACCAAAAUAAAUCUGUCUCACUUUCUUGCUCAACAAACUAUAUGACAGCAACCAUCAGCAAUGAUUUCCUCUACUCAGCUGGAUACUAUCCAAGUGAUGUCAUGCUGAAUGAUCGACACUGCAGACCAAAUAUAACACAUAAUGCUGUAAUAUUCAACAUACCUCUGAACAGCUGUGGAACUAUUAGAGAGGCAGACAAUAACAGCAUCACUUAUUUAAACAUGAUAACAGCUUCUGUUUCUGACUAUAUAAUUACCAGGCAAAAGACUUUUCAAGUACAUUUGGCAUGCAAAAUGCAACAAGACACAAUCCUGGAAAUAAUGUACAUAGCUAAGAACACUGGAGUGGAAAUGAAUGAAACAGAAGCCGGGAGGUACAAUAUAAGCAUGUUAUUCUAUGAUUCGUCAUCUUUCACCAGACCUAUAUUAGAUUCACCUUAUUAUGUCAACCUGAACCAAGACUUAUUCAUUCAAGCCACUCUGAAGAGCACAGAUACUGAUCUGAAAGUGUUUGUCGAUACUUGUGUGGCAUCACCGUACAAAUCUGACUUUGUUUCCAAAACCUAUGAUUUAAUUCGAAAUGGGUGUGUGAGAGAUGGGACCUAUGCUACCAUAUACACACCACACAGUUAUAUGGCUCGAUUUAAAUUCAGUGCAUUUAAGUUCCUGUAUAACCAUGAUGCAGUGUACCUCCAGUGUAAGAUCUUGAUCUGCCGUGCCAUCGAUUACUCAUCCCGCUGUUAUAGAGGAUGUGCAAACAGACAUAAAAGAGAUAAGAGUGAUUCAGAACAUAAAGUUGAAGUGGUACUGGGACCAAUUCAAUCCAAGACUGAUGUGAAAGGAGCCAAACUACAACAACCAUUUGAACAUGAAGCUCCUCCUCAGCAAAACCUGCCACUUGUCAUCUCCCUUUCAGUGAUGGCUGUUGUUACAGUAGUCCUUACUGCAUACAUUGUGAAGACUGUGAAAGUGAGGAGACUACACCAACAACAAGGAUAUGCUUAUGAACAACUGAUAAAUACCUAAAGCAGUAAUAUGCAGAUCACCUAAUGUUUAACUUUAGGAUGCUGUUGUUUUUGAUAACUAAAUGUAAACUAAUUCCAGAAAAAAUGUUUCAGAAAACUACUUUUUGAAAUCAGUGUAACAUUAUGUUAUCUUAGUAUCAAACAUGUUAAUUAAAUGUCUAAUAUGAAAUAUAUUACCUGUAUUAUUUAGGAUAAAACAGUAAUUUUGUGUACGUCUUAACUUUAAAGUACUGACAGCAUCAUUAAUUACAUUGUCAGUUAUGAACUUUUACCAUUUAGCCUUUCUAAAAAUCAUUAUUUCAUUGGCAAUAUAUUAAAUGUUACUAACAAACAAAGUGCUGUCUAUUCUGUG
Protopterus annectens (West African lungfish) is the source of this 6860-nucleotide messenger RNA. RefSeq names its product deleted in malignant brain tumors 1 protein-like. The record is from RefSeq and is a predicted model, not a curated record. Bases 9 to 6509 code for a protein of 2166 amino acids. NCBI's taxonomy places the organism in Eukaryota, Metazoa, Chordata, Ceratodontiformes, Protopteridae. The transcript is spliced from 33 exons. Gene Ontology annotation, cellular component: membrane.